AUGAAAACAUCCAGCUUGCAAAAGCGCUCUCGGCAAGCUUGGAUUUCACAGUCCUUUGAUCCAGUUCAUGACAGUUCGCCACAGUUCACAAGAAUCAUCGACGAUGCUAAUGAGAGAAGACGCAAGCGGCCGCGAUCUUAUGCCGUUGUGGAACUGGCCCCACGAUCCUGUAGGUGCGAGGUGAUUCAAAAAGUACAAAAUCGUUUUCUGGAGACGUUCCGUGUUCGCAAGACCAACGGAGCAACUUUGUCUCAUACGGAGUUCUGCAAGCGUCGAGCUGCUCGUACUAGUGUGUUCAUGCAGAAUCAGACCCGUCUCUUGCAAAAG
Molecule: messenger RNA, 327 nt
Organism: Ostertagia ostertagi
Lineage: Eukaryota; Metazoa; Nematoda; Chromadorea; Rhabditida; Trichostrongylidae
Source: the annotation of a GenBank genome assembly